AAUAAAUUCAAGUAGAAGUACGACAGCAGUCGCAUGUAAGUAUCUAUCAUGUAGUCCGUCAUCCACCUCUCACGCGGAUCGCUGCGUAAAUAAAAAGUCAACUCAAAAAAAAUGUUCGCCUUUACCGUUUUCUCCCGCUCUCUGAACGAGCGUGACGCGCGGGAGGCCUCGACGGAUACGACGCACGCCACGCUGGAGUCCGAGUUAUCCUCAGUGAAAACGCCCCCACGACCCUAGCCUCAAGAUCCGCUUUUUGCUACACAGACCAAGAAGCUUUGGCUGUUGCGCAUGACAAGGUUCGGCCUCUGGUGUGGUUGCGUUUGGCUAGUGAAGCCACAUCACAAAUCUGACUUCUUAUGCUGAUUAGAGCAUUCCAAAGUUGUCCCAGACAGCAUGAGAAAACGCUCAUCAUGGGGCUGUGCAUGACACACAAUCUCGGUAUGCAAUUUUGCAUGACAGAGCCUCUGGCUCUGGGAUGGGGACGCUUUUGUUCCGGAUACGAGCACGAUAGAGUGUACAAUCCGCAGUUCGCGGCGGCGCCGGAUGACCGAGGGCACGGCUUCGACUCGCAGAAAGUGCAGCGGUUGCCGUAUUGAAUUUAUUUUUUGAUGUUUGUGAUGCGAAGAUUACUAACACCAGUACCAGUAGGACCAAAAUAUUUGAUGCUAGGUCGUUGAUUCGAGCUGUAGAUCAGUGCGCUCUAUGGUACAUACAGCACGGAAAGUAUAAAGCCAAAAAUUAUAAAACGUCUGUACAACGAAUUAUACAUCACAGUUACUUCGAAGCCCGACAAGGUGUUCUGUGGGAAAAGCGCGAGCACAUGGCGAUCAACGAUUUGAUCGCACGGGAAGUGCAGGUCGAAUGCGGGCCGGAGCAGGACGAUUUGAUCAAUUGCCGCAUGGACCGGACCUGGACCAGCAACAAAUGUCGGGAGUACGAGUACAUCUGGCGACGGUGCAGCAGUCGGCCGAAGGAGUGGUUGGCGAAGCGGAGGUAUGGAUUGCAAAAAUGUCUGGGUCUGGAAGAAUGCAAGAUUUGUGAUGCAGGUUUUCCAUGACCCAUGAGGUCUGGAAUGCGAGACCCAGCGUGACAGAUUCUUUGAGGUCUAUAUCAUGCCUUUCCUGCAUGAGAAACUCCCUCUCAAAUUGGUCAAAAGCGGGCAGCUUUUGGCACUCACGCAACACAGAUUGUUGCAUCAUUUAGAUUUAGCACGACAAGUUCAAAUCUUCCAGGGCCAGACAUUUUUGCAGUUGAUAGGAGACGGGAGUUGGCCGUGCAGCGGAUCGAAAACGGGGAGAGCUUGAUGUUUUCCUUAUGAAGUGCAAAAAUGUUGUCUGGGUCUGGGAACUUGUGAUGCUAAAAUGUGCAUGAGGAAAACACUGCCGAAUGCAGUCCGGCAUGACAACUUCCCAAAACGCUUUCUCAUAGGCAAUCCGCAUCAGAAGCUGCGUUUUUGCAUGACAAAAGAGGCUGCGACUUUUGUUGGUUAUGCAAUACAGAUUUUCUAGGUAUGGAAAGCUAGCAUUACAAGUUCCAACCUUCCAGACCCAGACACUUUUACAAUCCAUAUUCCUCCUUAAUGAGCAACGUGAACAAAAUGUUCGCGGAAAAAGACGCGUUCAGCAUGUUUACCGACCACGAAUAUUUCGACGGGGAAAGGGGGACGGAGUCGUUUAGGAGUUAUUAGGGCGGGGAAUGAUGUUUAUUUACUCCCUUACUUGGCGGCGCGGUCGAAGAUACGGAUUGGUAAGACUCCUGCGCCACUUUCGCGAAGCGGCUAAUUUAGCGCCGGAGGAGGAGAAUCCGGUCCGGGAUUUUUGCGAGCGGCAUAUUUUGAAUUUUUGACGGACCACUACCAGUCCACUUGAAAAAUCCGGUCGGUGUGGAUUUGUGGGGACGGGAUGGUGGGGGUUUCCGACCGCGUGGCGUUUUUGGGAACAGAUGUUUCUGUGAAGUAGAACAAGAGCAGAGCAGGAUAUCAUGCUUGUGUAGCAGAAGUUCUGCAGAUUAUAGGUGGAUCGAAGUAGAAGACACGGCUUCUUCCGCAGUACUACACGACCUGCGGGCAAAAGAGAAACAUGGUCUAGUAGGAAAAUGUCGUGUCGAAAAUUCGCAGUACUCCUGCGUCACAGGCACGGAGAAGAUAGUACCCACCGCAGAAUACGACUCACAACUUGCAGCGGUG
Messenger RNA from Amoebophrya sp. A120, 2185 nucleotides. The record is from the annotation of a GenBank genome assembly. NCBI's taxonomy places the organism in Eukaryota, Dinophyceae, Syndiniales, Amoebophryaceae.